UCCCUUCCUCUCCCCACUCUCCCUUAUACAUGUUAAAAAAGCACAAAAAAAAGGAAAGAUAAGUACAGAAAGAGAAAGGAAAAGAGAAAAAAAGACUCUAGCUGGUCCAAGUCUAUUGGCGAAGCUGUCCUACUUAUACCGCAUCUAAAGAUUGCAACCUGGACGGGUGACGCAGCAGAACUUGCUCGCUUUAAACCUCAGGUGAUUUGAUCUAUCGACUCUCACGGCCAACAUAAUUCUUGCCUAGGAGAGUCAUUUUUCCUAAAUUAUGGCAGCAGCUCAGCUUUCAACAUCAGGCAGUAGUGCACCUACUAGGCUACCUACAACAAAUCAGGAGGUGCAGGAGUAUGAGAAGAUCCUGAAAAUAAGUGACGAAAUCUUUUCUGGAACUCACCCUAGAUUGAAGGUUCCUCGGCAAUUUGUGCGCAAGACGGCUUCGCGCAACCCCCCUGCCUCUUCUACUCCCUCUCAGGUAAAGCCAGGAGAAUGGCAGAAGGCUUCUCCCAAGGAUCAGGUCCCGACCGCCCCUUCCAAUGCUAAACCGGCCAACUCUCAGAGCGGUGGCGUUGGGGGGGUUUCGUCGGGUGUGACGGGGGCGUCGCGUAUCAUCCCCAACCCUACCUCGGAAAUUGAUCCGAUCUUCUUGACGAAGUCGGACGAUCUCGUGCGAGCUGAGCUACAGCUACAGCGUCAACGGGUGGAACGGGCGUUACGGGAGCAGCUGGAGCAAAAAAGGCAGGAGUCAAGGCAGAAGGCUGCUCUACAGGACGCGAAGCCGGACUUCGAUGUUUCUGAUGUGCUCGUCAAGGCCUUCGAGAUGGUCAACCCUUCUCCAUCAGCCGAUGGCCGUGGCAAUGGAGAGCCCAGCGACUCCUUUGACGAUAAUUCGUUCUAUUCCAGUAGAGCUCCUGAUUCGCCUCAGCAGGGGGAACCGCAAAAACCAUCUCCAGCACCUCAAUCCAAUUCUGAGGAGCUUGCUGCUGCGGUCCCAGUAGAGAACUAUUCAGAUGAGUUGCAACGGCUUGAGGCCCUCAACAGAACUGGAUCGGAUCAGGAUAUGCAAGAUACUUACCCCGUGGCAGGCCAUCGAUUACCCUAUGAUCAAAGGCAGCCGCACCAUGGCGAGGUCGACUACGCAUCCCGCAAGUACCCGAACCACAACCAACCACCUGACGCGUUCGAAGAACCGGAGUACUCGCCGCCUGCGCCCGGAGUCGCGCCCAUGGAGAGGGAAGACAAUUACGAGGUUCAGAGGGAGUACGCGGGCGGAACCAAACGACGUGCACCGGAAGGUCGACCAGUUGAACGAGCCCGCUACGCUCGACAAUCUGUCUCGCCUGCCGAUGAUGUCCGAGUCGUGCGGAACCACAUCACUUCGCCUGCCGCUCCACAACCGUCUAGGGUCUCUCCGUUGGCGAUUACCAAGGUGUCGUCGGUCCCACAUGCGCGUUCGGACUACGCUCCGGAGCGUCACGCCAGUCCUGACGUACCCGCCUAUCCUUUGACGUCUAGAAAGCGUAGGAGACUGCAUGAGGAUCGAGACCGAUCUCGUCCGUCGUAUAAGGCGCAAGCCACCACGGUUGCCGAUGAGGCAUACAUCAAGGAAGAACCCGUAUCGCCUCCACCUUUUGCAGAUACCCCACAGACGUACAGAAGCCGCCAACUUCAGGAGCGACCUGUGUACAUAGACAUUGCCUCGCCACAGUAUACUCCCGUGAUCGAGAGAAGGGAGCCGCCUAUGAGAGAGCCAGGGUACGAGUAUGAAAUCUAUGACGCUCAUCAUGCAGAUCCUGGCGCUCAACGGACCGUCUCCAGACUCAGUGUGAGACGUCCGAUGCGCGACGGUCAAGAUCUUCGACGAGUUGCCAGUCUCCAGCAUCAAGCUCGACAACCUGAAUAUGCCCGCGAGUAUAUUGACCAAGCUAGCCCCCAUUCUCUGCGCGCAGGAUCCUACGCUAUCGUGGAACAGCCGGCACCAGAACGAGUCCGGUACUAUGACGAGCUGCCCCCGCCGCCUACACGCCGCUAUGUUCCUGCGGGAGAAUCGCCGAUGUCGCCUCGACUACGGGAAGCUUACUACGAGGAAGAGGCCACGGGUCAGAUGAUGGCGCCACCUCCGCGACGGAUCGUGGUCGAUGAGCACGGCAAUCAGUAUUACCUUCCCGCCAGCCGAGCCCCACGCGGUGAGCUUUACGAUGACCGUGCGGUCACUCUACGCCACGCGAGCCUACGGGCGGCAUCCGUCGUUGAAGACCCCUUCGGCGGUCGGAGGUACGUACAGGACAUGCCCCCUCCGCCGGCUUAUCGACGCGUCACCGAGUACGCUCGCCCAGUCCCGAGUGAACGCCGACCUUAUGCGGGCGCCACUCCCGCGACCGUUGCCGCCGGCCCAGAUGACCGAAAUGUCUAUCCACCACGUAGCGCCAGCGUCCAAGUGACCGAAUACGCCACCCGCCGACCUCCACAUUACCUUGAAGAGGCUGAACUGCCCCGCGAGCGAAUCGUACGGAUGCCGAGCGUGCGUCCCCCAGCAGGACGGUAUGAGGAGCCACGCGAGGUCAUCCAACGAGUGGAAAGUGUUCGCCCCGGCGGAGCGCGCGACGUGAGUGUGUAUCUGGACGACGGGACCCGGCAGCCGCGCGAGUACGUGGAACGGCCUAUGUAUGUUGCGACGCGGCCUCUGGCGCGCGAGGAGCCCGUCCGUUAUUAUGAGGGAAGUGUUGCGGCGAAUCCGGAGCGGGUCGUAUUAGAAGGAGCACCGCGAGGGGAUGUAGUUCAUCGAGUUCCUCCUCCGCGGUACUAAGUAUUUUUUUCUCUUUCCGUCUGAUGUUCUCAGAUGAAGAAGCCAUAAAAGCAAGCAAGCAAGAUGACCGGGGUUCAUGCUACUUAUGCAUGGAGAUGACGUAUACGCGAAACUAUUUCGAGAAUCAUUCCAGGAGGGUAGUAGAGAGAUAAAA
Molecule: messenger RNA, 2957 nt
Organism: Aspergillus fijiensis CBS 313.89
Lineage: Eukaryota; Fungi; Ascomycota; Eurotiomycetes; Eurotiales; Aspergillaceae
Exons: 2
Coding region: 269-2803 (844 amino acids)
Source: RefSeq, a predicted model, not a curated record